UACCCACCGUGUCUGUAUCAGAGCCGCCAAGGUUCUGGGAGAAGGAGACCUGAAGCAGGGUCGCCGUUGUUGAACAUUUACGUUCAACCAUGACUAGUCUUUCCGUGUUCAGGGACAUACCCCCAGCCCAGAAGCUGGAAGGUAGCUUACUAAAGACCUACAGGCACGAUGAUUAUCCUAGCAAGAUGUUCCUGGCCUACAAAGUCUGCAUGACCGAACAAGGCCAUCCCUGGAUUUCUCUCGUGGUGCGCAGGACUCGCCUGCAGAUUUCACAGGACCCCUCUCUGAACUAUGAAUACUUACCCAGGAUGGGCAUGAAAUCAUUCAUCCAAGCCGCCUUGGAACUCCUCUUUGGAAAACACAGCCAAGCCAUUGCAGAGAAAAGGGUAGGGGGUGUCCACACUGUUGGUGACAGUGGAGCCUUCCAGCUGGGGGCCCAGUUUCUCAGGAUGUGGCGGAAGAAUUUGAAAACCGUUUGCAUUGUCUCCUGUCAAAAGGAACAGUAUGGACUCAUCUUCCAGGACAUGGGCUUUACAGUUUAUGAAUACUGCAUCUGGAACCCCAAGGAGCUGUGCUCAGACCCCACCAUGUUCUUCGAUCUGAUGGAGCAUAUCCCAGCUGACAGUAUCCUUGUGAUUGGGAACAUUAUUGACUGCAGGUUCACGCAGACUCAGUGGACAAAUCUGAUGUCCAUCAUUAAGAGCAAGCAUAUAUUCCCAUUCUUUGACGUUCCCUGUCAAGGUCUGUCCACAGGUGACCUGGAAGAAGACACCAGACUCUUACAGUACUUCGUGCUCCUAGGGUUUGAGUUCUUCUGCAGCCAAUCCCUGUCCAAGAGUUUUGGCAUUUAUGAUGAAGGAGUGGGGAUCCUAGUCGUGGCAGCCCUCAGCAACCAGGACCUGCUGUGCGUCCUCUCGCAGCUGAUGAACAAUGUCCAGGCCCUGUGGGGAAACCCUCCGGCCACAGGGGCCCGGAUAAUCACUUCCAUCCUCUGUAACCCUGCUCUGCUUGUAGAAUGGAAGCAGAGUAUAAAAAGUGUUGUGGAGAACGUCAUGCUGAUCAAGGAGAAGGUGAAGGAGAAGCUCCGGCUCCUGGGGACCCCUGGGUCCUGGAAUCACAUCACCGAACAGAGUGGGACCCAUGGCUAUCUGGGACUCAACUACCAGCAGGUGGAGUUCCUGAUCAAGAAGAAGCACAUCUACGUCCCUAAGAACAGCCGCAUCAAUUUCACCUGCAUCAAUUCCAGGAACAUCGACUACAUCACGCAGAGCAUCCACGAGGCAGUGAUGAUAACAGAGGGCUGAGAGGGGUGGUCUUCCCAAAGCUGUCCCUGAUUGGAAUGAAAGCUUUAUGUCAACCUUGAAAAAAAAAAAUACUGAAUUAAUUAUGCAUUA
Molecule: messenger RNA, 1394 nt
Organism: Peromyscus leucopus (white-footed mouse)
Lineage: Eukaryota; Metazoa; Chordata; Mammalia; Rodentia; Cricetidae
Gene: Got1l1
Product: glutamic-oxaloacetic transaminase 1 like 1
Exons: 9
Coding region: 90-1304 (404 amino acids)
Biological process (GO): L-aspartate biosynthetic process
Cellular component (GO): cytosol
Molecular function (GO): L-aspartate:2-oxoglutarate transaminase activity; pyridoxal phosphate binding
Source: RefSeq, a predicted model, not a curated record